UUUGAUUUCCUUCGCUAUUCUCUCUAAUUUAUCUUCUUCUCGGCUUCAUGAAGUUUUGAAUUGUAGCACGCUUCACGAGUGUGUCAUGGAUUCCGAAGAUAUCUUGCCUGACAAUGGGCUUGAUGAGAUUGCUCUUCAAAAUGGUGUCGAUAGGCAACUUCGAGUGUCUGGGGACGGUAGUAGUCUUUCAGAUAAUGUGGAUGGGAAUGUUGAGAAAACCUCCGAGACUUAUUUGCAGAAUGAAAUUGAUGAUAAUGGAAAAACUGGGGAAGGUAGAGAAGAAGUGAAUGACUUUUUGGAUAACAGUGGAUUGAUUGAUUCUAAGGAAGGGGAAGUUAAAGAUAAUGUGAGGCAAACCAAGCCUCAGAAGGUUCCAGGCAAGACCAAGAAUGAGAAACCCUCUGGUCCCAAAAAUGUUUCUUCAGCUUUAAUGAAGAAAAGUAAAGAUGGCAAAAGUGAAAAGGCGACUUCGACAGCUUCGAAUGGUGGUUCUCUUGCUACAAAUUCACGUCCGAAACAACCUCUUCAAAGUAGAUCAGUUAAUGAAAAACAAGGGAAUGCAUCCAAGCAUUAUGAGAAACCUGGGGCACCCUUCUCUGAAGGCACUAUGGAGAAACCCAAGCUGAAGCCUCUGAAGAAAGAGCCUAAUCAUAAAGCUGAAGGAGACACAGAGUCCUCAAGCCCCACUGCAGCUGAUGCCAAAACUCGUAGGGUUGGUACUCUUCCAGAUUAUGGUUUCAGUUUCAAGUGUGAUGAACGAGCUGAGAAAAGGAAAGAGUUCUACACUCAACUUGAGGAAAAAAUUCAUGCAAGGGAAGUAGAAAAGAGCAACUUGCAAGCAAAGUCCAAGGAAACUCAAGAAGCUGAGACUAAGAUGUUUAGGAAGACUUUGAACUUUAAAGCAAGUCCAAUGCCAAGCUUUUAUCAGGAACCUUCACCCCCUAAGGUGGAAUUAAAGAAGAUACCAACAACAAGACCUAAUUCUCCAAAGCUUGGUCGGAAAAAAAACUCAAUUCCGUUGGACUCUGAUGAUACCGACAAUAGAAGUCACCAAUCAGGUAGGCUAAGUCUAGAUGAGAAAGCAUCUCAGAGCAUCUCUGCGAAAGUAAUUUCUCAUGUCCCUGCAAAGAAGCCACUGCGUAAAUCCCUUCCCAAACUGCCUUCUCAGAAUACUAGUUUAUCCAGUGCAAAAAAUGGGCAAAAAGCAUCAAAGGCAACUGCAUUGAAGGCAACUACUGCAGGGAAGAUAGCCUCAUCUAAAGCAUCAAGUGAGGAGAAUCUGACAUUAUCUGAUGUGACAAAUGAAGAGUUAUCUCCAAUCCAACCGCAUGAGGCAGUUCCUACAACUGAUUCAGGCGAAAGUAAGCUCGACCUUAACCAAGAACCAGUGUUUGGAGAGCAAGAACCGCCGGACAUUGCACAGGAGCCAAUUGCACUGGAGUAUUAAAGUCUUUCAUGGCGAUGGCUUUUUACUUUUUAAGUGGAUGUUCAUAUACAAAGCUCGACUGCAUUUUGCCUAAAUAAGGACGUCUAAGACUGAAUUAUUCGACGAUCAAGGUAUGGAAAACUCUACAUUAUGGCUUAUGAUGAUGUCUUCUCCAUUCCUGUUUGCAGCACUCUUAUGUGGAUCUUUUACCAAAUUGACAUAAUUUAUGUGGUUUAAGGAUUGGCUUAUUUAAUAGAUUUUGU
This is a messenger RNA of Hibiscus syriacus, 1689 nucleotides long. RefSeq names its product protein WVD2-like 6. The record is from RefSeq and is a predicted model, not a curated record. NCBI's taxonomy places the organism in Eukaryota, Viridiplantae, Streptophyta, Magnoliopsida, Malvales, Malvaceae. Gene Ontology annotation, molecular function: microtubule binding.